CACUCAAGUAUGAAAAUGUAGUACUUUUUCCACCACUGCACAACGCAAACGGAUGUGGGUCAAACUGAAUGAUUAACUGAAUUUAAAAGGACAAUAUAAAAACAGUUGGUUGUGUUGCCCAUGGUGGACUUGAAAUACUUUCUGGUUUUCAUGGCAAGGCAAGUCUGCUGAACUCGGUAACAGAGCUGAACAGACAGAAGACCGUGAGAUUCAGGCGCGCAGGGAUCACAGCACCCGCUCUUGGUAACACCUGGCGCCCUUUACGAAACGGAUUAAGAAAGAGACAAUGACAUUAUAUAGCCUGUAGAUCCAUAAGGCUGUAUGGAAAGGUUAGUUAAAAUGCGUAACCACAGACGCACUAAAGCAAAUGUUUUAACAGAUGUGACACCUAGUUAAACAUUAGUUCAGGGUGAAGUUAUAGGCUACAGUGCACUUCUAUUAUAAGGCACAGACACCGAGCUCUCAAACAAAGCGACGCAGGGAGCUAGGGAAACGGAGCGCAACGCUUAUUUAAUAGGUUAGUGACUCUUUCCCUCACACACACACACACAGAGAGCGACACACUGGGAUGGAGAUGUAACAGCCGUGCGAAGACGGUUUCCACAGCGAUUAAGCAUUUUGGAGGCAGUUUUUAACCGCUGUACAUAGAAGAGAGAGAGACCGAAAGCGAUCGACUCGACAAGCCUGCCCGGAGAUCGGCGAAGGAAGACUAGAAUAAAAAAAGGACUGAAAAAAAGGGGGGGUGCAGUGUCUCUGGGGCGACAUCGCUCCUACCACCAACAAGCUGAAGAACUGAGACUGACAAACCCACAGACAACACACACAUUCUCGCUCUCUCUCACACACACGUGGCCCGCAGCAAACAUGGGCGGGUCACAUCAGAUAAUUAUCAAUGAAUAUCAUCUUGGCCACUAAUCCCUGCAGAUUCGAGGAGAGAACAAGUGCCUGGGUGGAAAACGAGCAGUGUCACUAUAGGCCUUCAGAGCCAGAGAUGAUUCAUUCUAAUCCUCAAAGUGAAGGAUAACAAGUGGCCCAGACUCAUGUGACCUCUCAUCCCACCACCUCCUCCUCCUCCUCCACUCUGUUCGAGUCACUUCCUCUAACCUCUAAACUGUGUAACAUUCUCCAUUCCCCCUGGCUGGUUCAAUCUCUACAGACACAGCCUGACUGGAUGACCAUCUGGACCUAUGUAAAUCAUCAUGAAGACAACAUAAACCCACCAGCAGAGAGGCCUUGAAGACUGACUCUCCUGGAUACUGACUGAGCUGCCAGAUGCUACUCUGGAUGGGGCUGUAGGCUGUUAGGCUAGCUAGGCCAUGCUGCUCCCUGUGCCUUCCUCCUCUCCCAUUCUGCUUCCAGGAGACCUACGGGCUACAAACAUCAUUAUCGUCACCGUCAUCUUCAUCGCUCACCAAUGCCACAGGAAGUACGGUGGCUCGGAGGGGACUGACUGAACCUCUGAACUAUUACGGACAGAGUGAACUGGAAACACACACACACACACACUCUGACUUGUCACACACACACGAACAGCCCCUUCAGCUGUGGAACAGACAAAGACAGAAGGCAAAGAGAUACGAAGCACUGAGAGGAGGGCGGGAUUAUGGCGGCCGAGAGUCUGACCGAGCUCCGUGAUUGGCUCUUUUUGCUCCUCCUGUGCCUGACUCUAUUGGCCGAGAUGCUGGAGUUGGCGGCGGCAGCAGCAGUUGCCAUGGAGGAAGGCGAGGAAGACUUCCCGUGCCCGUCAGUGUGCCGGUGUGACGAGGGCUUCGUCUACUGUAACGACCGGAGCCUGAGCAUGAUCCCUCCGCUACCGUUAACGGCUACCGUUCUCUACCUACAGAGCAACCGGUUGGCCAACUCCGGCCUGCCGGCGUCGUUAGAGCGCAGCAGUAGUAUCCGUGUGGUCUACCUUUACGCCAACCAACUAGAUGAGUUUCCUAUACACCUGCCGCCAUCGCUACGGGAACUACACCUGCAGGACAACAACAUUCGGACGUUGCCGCGCACGGCGUUGGCCAGGUUACCGUUGCUAGAGAGGCUACACCUGGACGACAACUCCAUCUCCACAGUGAGCAUUCAGGAGCGGGCCUUCUCCGGUAUGCCGCGGCUGAGGUUACUCUUCCUCUCCCGGAACCACCUGUCCAGCAUCCCAGCCGGCCUCCCGGCUUCUUUAGAGGAGCUGAGGUUAGACGACAACCGCAUCAACACCAUCCCCACCCACGCCUUCCGAGGCCUGGCCUCACUGAGACGCCUGGUCCUGGACGGGAAUCUCCUGGCCAACACCCGCAUCGCCGACGACACCUUCUCCCGCCUGGCCAACCUCACGGAGCUGUCGCUAGUCCGCAAUGCCCUGCAGGCCCCACCCAUCAACCUGCCCAGCACACACCUGAUGAGGCUGCACCUGCAGGACAACGGACUGAUUCACGUGCCCCGGGGGACCCUGGACGGGAUGAGGAGGCUGCUGCGGCUGGACCUGUCAGGGAACAACCUGACCACUCUGCCCCGGGGGCUGCUGAGGGACACGGACGGCCUGGAGCUGUUGCUGCUGCGGGGGAACCCCUGGUACUGUGGCUGCAACCUGCGCUGGCUCCACACUUGGCUGUUUGGCCGCGGGGAGGCGGUGACAGUACGGGGCCUGACCUGCCACGGACCGGAGGCGGUGCGAGGCCAGGCCCUCAGGGACCUCUCUGGGCUCAUGGACCAGUGUGAAGGCCCCCCAGGAGGGGUGAACAGUGUGGGGGGUAGAGGAGGUGGUGGUCUGGGACUUGACACUGUCACUAGUACUACCACCUUUCCCCCCACCCAGGGCUCUCUGUUCACCCUCAGAGCCAUACGGCCGGGCCUGGUGAUGCCGUUACCACCGGGAGGAGAGGCGGGGGGUCAUGCCUCACACAACGCUUUAGAACUCACCGUGAAGCCUCUGUCGGCAGACAGUGUGCAGGUGACAUGGCUGUGCCCGCGGCCGGCGCCCUCCUUCCGGCUGUCGUGGCUGAGGCUGGGCAGCAGCGCCGCUCUGGGUUCCAUCACAGAGACGCUGGUCCCCGGGGAGAGACAGCAGUACCUACUGACCCAGCUCACGCCACGAUCACACUACCUCAUCUGCCUGCUCCCCCUGCGCUCCACCUCCUCCCACUCUAGAGGGUCACAGAGAGGCCAGCAGCAGGAGAAGGACACAACAGAUCAGACCCCCGUCUGCUCUCAGAUAGAGACGGGGGAGGCUCUGCGCCCCGAGGGGGGAGACGGGGGUGAGGACUCGGACACAGAGAUGGCAGCCCUCCCCGUGGCCGAGAUCAUCGGCGGAGCCACGGCCCUGGUCUCCCUCAUACUCAUCUUUGGCAUCUUCUGCUGGUACGGCCAGCGCACCGGGUAUGUCUCCGGGGAAACAGAAUCCUAUGGGGUCAGAGGUCAGCGCGGGGUCGGGAAGCCGUACGAUGACUACGUGGAGUCGGGUACUAAGAAGGACAGCUCCAUCCUGGAGAUCAGGAGCCCCGGCUUCGCCAUGACGCCCAUGACGACCCAUCAGCCACUGCAACCCAAAGGAGGGGAGGAUGUGACCUACGUGCACACCAUCUUCCCCUCAACGCACGGUAACGGCACCUACAGGAGCAACCAGAGUCACAACGGCAUCACCCAACUGGGUCACACGGCAGGCUACGGGACCAACCAGGGUUACCGGGAGCAAGGGAUGAUCCCGGAUAUAGACUACACCUACACGUGAUGACAUCAUCUCAGACACACUUCUCCCACCCCCACCGGUUGGAUGCCGUUCUAAGGAUACGGUUCUAGCAGGCGGUUGGUUGGUUGGUUUCCUUGGUUCCAAAGUACCCUCUGUGCCUCCUCAGUUCUGCUCUGAAUCUUAAUGGUCUGUUACUUAGCUGACUGGCUUGGGUUGCUGUGUCCCCACAGAGCCACCCCACAUACAUGUUAGCUGGGUGACAGAAGUGUUUCAGUGCUUCUCAUGUUUAUACAUUGUUUUGAGGUCUCAGUAACUUUACAGCUACUGUACUCGUCCUUCUAUUCCAUAAAAGACAGUUAGUAGUUUGAGGUGGAUGUUUAGGCGUAGGCAGACGCUAAAAGGCAAAUAUAUUCCAGAGAGAAACACUUGUGUAGACUGCUACACUGUAUAUACAAAAGUAUGUGGACACCCUUUCAAAUGAGUGGAUUCGGCUAUUUCAGCCACACCCGUUGCUGACAGGUGAAUAGAAUCAAGCACACAGCCAUGAAAUAUCCAUAGACAAACAUUGGCAGUAGAAUGGCCUUCUUGAAGAGCUCAGUAACUUUCAACGUGGCACCGUCAUAGGAUGCCACCUUUCCAA
Salmo salar (Atlantic salmon) is the source of this 4319-nucleotide messenger RNA. Its product is annotated as leucine-rich repeat transmembrane protein FLRT1. NCBI's taxonomy places the organism in Eukaryota, Metazoa, Chordata, Actinopteri, Salmoniformes, Salmonidae. Gene Ontology annotation, molecular function: protein binding. The record is from RefSeq and is a predicted model, not a curated record.